Messenger RNA from Trichosurus vulpecula (common brushtail), 171 nucleotides. RefSeq names its product cytochrome b-c1 complex subunit 10-like. The record is from RefSeq and is a predicted model, not a curated record. Gene Ontology annotation, biological process: mitochondrial electron transport, ubiquinol to cytochrome c. The transcript has a single exon. Gene Ontology annotation, cellular component: mitochondrial inner membrane. The coding region runs from base 1 to 171 and encodes 56 amino acids. Lineage: Eukaryota; Metazoa; Chordata; Mammalia; Diprotodontia; Phalangeridae.
AUGUUGAGCAAGUUCCUGGGGCUGCGCUACAAGGAGCUGGUGAAGUACUGGCUUCCCACAGCAGGCACAUGGAGUGCUGUUGGUGCUGUGGGGCUAGCUUGGGCCACUGACUGGCAUCUGAUUCUGGUAUGGGUGCCAUACAUCAAUGGCAAAUUUAAAAAGGACAGUUAA